Molecule: messenger RNA, 3012 nt
Organism: Phaeodactylum tricornutum CCAP 1055/1
Lineage: Eukaryota; Bacillariophyta; Bacillariophyceae; Surirellales; Neidiaceae
Exons: 4
Coding region: 1-3012 (1003 amino acids)
Molecular function (GO): calcium ion binding
Source: RefSeq, a predicted model, not a curated record
AUGCACGAUCCGAGAAGUCAAAUAUUCCCAACCUCGACUCGUGUUCUAAUCGAAUCCCGUGUUAUUCCGGUGACCCGUAAGUGGGAAACGACUUCCGGAAGAGUCAUCGUUUUUCCUUCUUCCGUUCCCACCACGGUACUACCAAUUCGUGCCACCGAUGGAUCGACCGACCGACCGACCGAACCUCAAGUAUGCCAAACUUCGACAACGAGAACGGUACCGUACGGCAGUCGACCUCACGAUAGUUUCUGUGUUCCUUCGUUCGUUGGUUCUUGCCUUCUUUCUUUCCUCCGUCCGAUUUUCGACAAAAUACUUUACGACGUAUCGGUCGCUAAUCGUCGAAUUUCUCCAGGCUCCCUUUUGUUCGCUCUAUAUGCCCACGACUCCGCUACCCCUUCCGUAACACGGAUGAAGCGUUCUCUCCACCGACGCCGCGUCACUCGUCUGGCACUCUUCGUUGUGGGGACGAGUUUGUCGGGGACGACGAGGAGUCGUCCCUCCGAUGGUCGCGUCUUGGUCGCGGCGUGGCUUACGGUCCCACCACCACCCCUCUUUUCCGGGCGUUCCGACGCACCCUGCGUCGUACCCAAGGGCAAUGGCCGUUUGCGGACCCGCACGUGGCGAUUGGAAGGAUCUUUGACCGUUGAUCCGUACGAACGGGAUCAACGAAUCCGUGAGGAUAUGGAAUUGGCAUCACACGACGAUCGUGACAAGAUGGAAUACGGACACGACGUGAUUCGGGGUUCCAUCAACGUGACGAAUAUCGCCGUAACGGAUGCGUACGCCUCGAUGGAUCCGUCCGAUCGCAACGGCGAACACGAGCCAACCUCCUCCUGGGGUGCGUCCCAGCCACGAUCCCUCCCCUGGUGGCGAUGGUGGCAACGAUCCGAAUCACUCGAGCCGCCGGAUGGAGAAGAGGUCACUACCGCGCCUUUUAGCAAAUUAGACGCGAACGCCACUGAACCAUCCACACACUUCCCGGACUCUGCGUCGGUCCGUUCCGCUUGGCGUCGGCGCAAUGCCCGUAGUGCCGAAGAAGGAAUUCGUCGGGAAAAGACAACGCAGCUAUCGUCGUUACUCGCCAAGGCCGGCUCGAUCGACCCGACUAUUCAACAAGGUCGACGAUACGCCGCCCGUACCAUUACUGGUCUCAUCAACGCGCUCGCGGAAGAAGUGGCCGAUCUCAACGUUGAAGUGGACGCCCGACGGAGUACGCCGCUCUGGGGCAAACACGUGGACGCCGUCAAGAUUAAAUUCAGUCGACUCGGUUUCAAACCCUUGCGCAUGGGUGGGUUGGACGAUACCCUGCGACUGUACGACGAGACCUUUCCCCACACGGCCGUGAAUUCCUUCACCCGACCACUCUCCGACGUGCCGUCGGCAGACGAAGCCUUUGCACAAAUCGAUAUCGACAACAGUGGAGCCUUGGAUCCGGACGAGAUUGCGCGAGCGCUUAAUCUAGCUGCGAAUUCGGCUUCGGACGACGCGACAGCCGAAGAUCCCAACAGUUUAGCGUUGUUGAAGGAUUUGGCGACGGAUUUGGUACAACUUUACGAUUUUGACGGGGACGGCGCCGUCGAUCGCACUGAGUAUCAGCGAAUGGUGGAAGACAUGGCGGCUCUGCGGGCAGCGCAAAAAGCGCGACAAGCAGAGGCUACCGAAAAGGAAAGUCACGGGUGGCUCGCACCGGUCAAACAUUUUUUCGGAGGGCUCUUGAGUGGCAGUGCCGAUGAGAAGGAUGCCGAAGACGGAUUCUUGACGGAUCCCGCUCGCUCGACAGCGAGCCCGAUGUUCCGAGCGUCCAGUGGAGAUUUGGAAGUAGCUGAACCCAUUGCCGAUAGUGACGCCGAUGGUAAAGCAAUCCAAAAGACACGAGAUAUUGUGAAUCUUUCGGACUCUCCCGGAAUGGUGGAUUCGAUGGCGAAAACCCUGGGCUCCAUCACUUUGUCGGAUCUGAAAUUGGAUCUGCGGCGCUUGGUUUUUGGGGCCAUUCCUGUAUUGAAGCAUAUCACUCCCGGUGGUCCCUUGAUUCUUGAACCUUUCACUGCUACCGUCAAUGGCUCCUUCAACCGAGAGGAUAUCAUGAGUUCGUUUCUGCUGGAUGCUGGCCUUCGUCGUCUCGUAGCUCGGGUUUUGCGUAUACGCGUCCGAUCCGUUCGAGACCUUAUGGAUGGCGCCGUAUUCGUAGGUCGAUCCUGGAACGACAAAUCUCCGACAGCCCCGCGAGUGGAGGUGCCGGAAUUGACCAACAUAGAAUUUGACAAACAAAAUCGACUCAUCAUUACCGGAAGGGCUCGCGUUUGCACGAAUCCCGGUGCACCGAAGAUCAAUCAAGCCUUCAAAGUCCGUACCAAAAUUGGCGCAGGGCAGGAUGGGCGCUUUAUUCGACUCGUCGAGCCAGAAUUGGCGUUCGUUUUGGAAUGUCCAACCUCAUGGGAGAAAAGCAUUGGCAUGAUCUGCGAAACGCUCAACAUCAAAGUGCCGGCUCGCCCCAGGCCUUUGUAUUCGUUUUUUCCUAUAUACUCACCUUUCAAGUUGGAGGAUAACGAUGGUUUCGAUCUGGGUGAAGACAAUCACAUAAAAUCAAUCUACGUACAGGACGGUGCUUUACAAUUUGAAAUGAGUGCGGUCCUAAGGCCAGGCAGGUUCCUGGGGAACCACUACCUAGCCUUCACUAUACCCAAUCGAACUUUUAUUAUCACACUGGAACGGGUCAAGGAAGGUAUCCGAGCUGCUCGCAAAAUUAAGCAAGAAGGUAAAGCUUUGGACACGACCGCGAAGCUGCAAGCGUCGACCCGGUUAAGGAACGGUAUCCAAGCACCGGUCACAGCGAAAGCGCCGUUUGUUGAAACACCGUCCAUUCAACGAACGCAGCCAAAGAGUUUUUUCAGUCGUUUCGUCGAUGGAUACUUGCAAUCUGAACGGGAUGAGGCAAAGCAAGAACGGGCCGUCACAGCUAUCCGUGACUUCUUUGGUCGACAAAUAGUGAAAGAUUCUGAUGGUGAGAGCUAA